AUGUCCACUGAAACCACGGAUGAUGAAGAUAAGAAAAGAUCUAAAUUGGAAAAGAUGUAUCCCAUUGGUUUAGGAUUAGUUUCAUUAAUGCAUGAAAGGGAUUUGAUCACAUUCAUUAAUGAUAAUAACGGGAAUGUUCGAGUGAUGAAGAAGAAAGGAUCGAAUUCUUAUUCUAUUCCGAGCCAUCUCUACGCUGUCUGCAACUUUGAUAUUUCUUUACUACCGAUCAAGCUCAACCUGCCAAUGGUGUGCAAACCUCUUGAUUGGACGAGUGCCUGCCCUCCGGGGGAAGAGCCUAGAACUCUUUCCGAUCUAUCAGGGGGUUAUUUAAGUGGUCCAACUGGGGAAAUAUAUGAUCGUUACCGCCUGUUAAGUACCGGUAGCCUUCAUCAUUAUUCUCUUUAUAUAGGAAGGGGAAAGGGAGAUUCUAAGAAACUGUGUGGUGUAAUGAACACGCUGCAGGGUCAGGCCUUUAAAAUAAACAGUGAUUGGUUGAAAUAUAUUCUAGAAAAUGAGAAUUCAUUUGUUGAAUAUGGUUAUCUCAAGCCAAGAUUUCUUGUUUCUUUGAAUUUGAAAAAAGCAUAUGACUUACUUAGAGAGUUUCACAUGAAGGAUAAGGUUAUUAAUCAAUUCUGUAGCUUUAGCGAAUUGUUACAAACAUUAAAUAAGAACAUUCAAUGUUCUCGUUAUGAGGAUUUCAUUAUCAAACUGGCAAUAGCCUACGAUGGUUAUCAUUUUUAUUUGCCUGCCUUUCUCGACUUCCGAGGUCGAAUCUACCGCAGUGGGAUCUUGCAUUUCCAUGAGCGUGAUCUAGCUAGAAGCCUGAUCCUAUUUGCUGGUACUGAAUCUAAAGAUUCUAUAUCUGAGGAAAUGAAAAUUCAGAUUAUGGUAGCAGCAGCCUUCCAUUAUAAGAAGUUCAUCACUGUCGAUCAUGCAAAAGAGUGGUGUUUGAAUAACUUCUAUAAUCUAGAAAAAAAUUUGAUCGAUUUCGCUCGGGAGGCUAAACACCCCUUUCAGUUCCUGGCCAUAGCUAUUGGACUUUGCAACAACAAAACGGAUGUUCUUUUGAACACACCUAUUACCCAAGAUGCCUCAGCGAGUGCAUAUCAGAUUAUGAGUUACUUCUUGAUGGAUGAAAUCCUGGCUAAGAGAACGAAUCUCAUCCCAUCCGAAGAUGGUGAAAUCAAAGAUUUGUAUUCUUUCUUGCUCGAAGAACUCAUUGAGUUCAUGAAAGCAGAACUCGAUAAUAAAUCUCUAUCAAAUACUGUUUGCCAAAUCCUCACUCGUAAAAUAGUCAAAAAUCUCUUUAUGCCUAUUAUCUAUGGCAAAACUCUAAUGAGCACAACCAUGGAUCUGAAAGACAAUCUCUCUCACUACAUCACUUAUAAGGAUUGUUGCGUUGUAGCCAAAGCCUGCUUUCAGUUCUGGAAUCAGAGAUAUCCUGGAAUGAAUUGCCUGAUCCGGUUGAUCCGUCAUAUAGGCUGGAUCGCGUCAGCAGGGGAUCGCCCUGUUUUCUAUAAAGUACCUUACUUUACCACGGUACAGGAUUCUAUGAAAAUGGAGGCAACAAAGAUAUGGGUUUAUGAUAGACUUCAUAAGAAGAAGCGUGGGGUGACUCUCAGAAUUGCUACAUCUCAGAGAAAUCGUAAGAAGACUGUUACCUCUACCUUCGUCAACUUCAUCCAUCAGAGGGAUGCAUAUAUUGCAAUGAACGUAGUAGAAUCUAUGCUAUUUUCUAAUUGGCCAAUAUACACAGUACACGAUAACUUUAUAAGUACUGUUGAAAAAAGCAAUUGA
This is a messenger RNA of Phalaenopsis equestris, 1797 nucleotides long. RefSeq names its product probable DNA-directed RNA polymerase. The record is from RefSeq and is a predicted model, not a curated record. Gene Ontology annotation, molecular function: DNA-directed RNA polymerase activity; DNA binding. Gene Ontology annotation, cellular component: mitochondrial DNA-directed RNA polymerase complex. Gene Ontology annotation, biological process: mitochondrial transcription. NCBI's taxonomy places the organism in Eukaryota, Viridiplantae, Streptophyta, Magnoliopsida, Asparagales, Orchidaceae. The coding region runs from base 1 to 1797 and encodes 598 amino acids. The transcript has a single exon.